Molecule: messenger RNA, 2082 nt
Organism: Paraphaeosphaeria sporulosa
Lineage: Eukaryota; Fungi; Ascomycota; Dothideomycetes; Pleosporales; Didymosphaeriaceae
Product: HET-domain-containing protein
Exons: 3
Coding region: 1-2082 (693 amino acids)
Source: RefSeq, a predicted model, not a curated record
AUGUCUCUAUGCGACCUAUGCAGGAAUAUCCCUUGGGAAAAUCUUCCUGAGGUCCCAGAACAUCUUCCUAUGAACUCGACCGGACACAAAUACAUCCAGCCUGUUAUGCACUGGCCGGCGAAGGAUCGCGGUCACCCACACCAUCAGAGUCUGGAUGCGCUACGGAACUCAGCACGUUCAUGCGCUCUAUGUCAACUAAUCGUUUCGUCUGCUGAGAAUGUGGAACAACAGCUCAUAGAGUUGAAACCCAAAUGGGAAGCGAAGGAAAUGAUGGAGUAUGGAUGGCCUACGUAUAAAUUGUUCAUUGUCAAGAGGCGGGAAGGUGGCGAUGGCUGCUGGGUGAUGAGUUUUGUUGAUGGCGACGAGGAGUGGACGAAAAGACGAAAAGAGAGGGGCGACGAGGAAGCUUGGAUCAUUGCAGCACUGGGGCUUUGUGUUCGAGAUGGCAAUCCUUUGCAAGAGGUCAUCCAAGGUAGGCCAGUGGAAAAUGAUGCACGUUCACAAGUUGUGUUCGGGAGAUGCCGUAGAUGGCUGCAAGACUGCAGCAAUCAUCCUACCUGCAAUCCAGCUGAAACAUUGCUACCGUCUCGUGUGAUCGAUGUCGGCGAGUUUGGCAGCCCCAGAGUGCAUCUGUGGGAGCCUCCCGAAGACACGGUUGGACAGUACGUAUCAUUAAGCUAUUGCUGGGGCUCGCCUAUGUCAUUCACAACAACACGAGCGACGAUGGAGUCGCGAAAGGCCGGAAUCGAAAUAGCUGACAUGCCGCCAACUUAUCAAGAUGUCGUGCGACUGACGCGAGAGCUUGGUCUGCGCUAUGUUUGGGUUGACUCAUUGUGCAUUUUGCAGGAUGAACAUGCGGACUGGGAGAGAGAAUCGGCAAGGAUGCUUUCGAUAUAUUCUAACGCGUACCUAACGGUGGCCGCACACAGAGCAAAGGACAUAUCUGAAGGGUUCCUCCACUCCCGCCCGAAACGAAGUCACGUAGAGCUGGGUUACACCCGCAGCGGGAUACAUGGCAAAGUCCUUGCAUUCAACUUGCCCUUACGAGAAGAGCUCAUCAAGACGGACUACGUCAAUCUACCUAAUGAACCUCUAUCAGAGAGAGCCUGGGGCCUGCAAGAACGAGUACUUUCUCACCGGGUCAUGAUAUACGGCUCUGAUCAAAUAUUUUUCGAAUGCAACGAAGGUUUCCGUGGAGAAGACGGUCUCAACCUCGAUUUCCGGCACGCAUGUGCACACAAGAGCUUAGAUGGUACAGACUUGGAGGAGGUCAAGCCCUGGUACAAAGAUCUUAGCCCCAACAAGCGACCGAAGCGCGACACGUUGAGAGGGUGGUAUGAUCUGCUUUGGGAGUACGGGCCGAAGAAACUGACGCGUGCCUCCGAUAAGCUGCCAGCCAUCUCCGGAAUAGCCAGUCUAUAUGCAGAAAAGAUCGAGGAAGAGUAUCUUGCUGGGUUGUGGAGAGACCAGCUCAUUGAGGGCCUUACGUGGCAGAGCCUCAGGUGGCGACGUGCGUCCGAAUACCGAGCACCUUCGUGGUCGUGGGCAUCGGGCGAUGGAAUCCCAGGAUCUGGGCAGAUAGCUGACUACACCGAGUUGGCAGAGAUUCUGGACGCAAAGGUUGUUCUGAAAGAUACGAAUCCGUUCGGAGAGGUCGCAGAUGGAUGGAUCAAGCUUCGAGCUCCGUGCGAACAGUUGUACCUUAUCAUGGAUGACUGGGAUCCCGAAGUAAAGGGAUACAAAUACAACAAGAACGUCAAGGUACGCACGGGGAACGGAAAUCCCAAAGGAGGCUUUUCACGCUUUGACUUUGACUUCACGGCUGAGGAUGCUCCGCAAGAAGCGAAGAAGAUUGUAAAGAGCUUGGAAGGCGUUGAAAUUUAUGCUCUGUUCAUUCUGAAGAGCCACGGAUGGAAUUCGAAUGCCUCAGAAGAUGCCGGCUAUCAUGCACUGAUUGUGAAGCGAGUGGAAGGAACAGAGAAUUACCAGAGGCUUGGUUUCUUGUUGGCGGAUAAGGACAUGAUUGGGAAAGAGCCAGGAAAGGAGGACAUGGGAUCUUUCCGAACAAUCACGCUGGUGUAA